Molecule: messenger RNA, 1364 nt
Organism: Acyrthosiphon pisum (pea aphid)
Lineage: Eukaryota; Metazoa; Arthropoda; Insecta; Hemiptera; Aphididae
Product: scm-like with four MBT domains protein 2
Exons: 8
Coding region: 84-1181 (365 amino acids)
Biological process (GO): negative regulation of DNA-templated transcription
Cellular component (GO): nucleus
Molecular function (GO): histone binding; chromatin binding
Source: RefSeq, a predicted model, not a curated record
AACCAGAAAAUUUACACGAGGAUUAGUCAAAUUCAUCUGAAUACUUGCCUGAGGGUCAGUCAAGUUUACCAGAAGAUUUGCCCAUGGAUCAGUCGAGUUCAGCUGAAGAUUUGCCUGAGGGUCAGUUAAGCUCACCUGGAGAUUUACCUGAGGGUCAGUCAAGAUCAGCAGAAGAUUUUCCCAAGGAUAGGUCAAGUUUACAAGAAGAUUUGCCCGAGAGUCAAUGUAGUUCACCUAACAAUUUGAUUGAGGAAAAAAUAUUUGAUUGGAAUAAAUAUCUUACUGCAAGAAAUGCAGAAGAGGUGCCUGAAGAUUUUUUUUAUCAUAUUUGUAAGAGUGAACUGAAUGGAAUAGAAAUUGGCUCAGUGGUCGAGAUUGAAAAUGAAGAUCAAAGUGGAUAUUGGUUCGCUAGUGUAUGUUCAUCAAAGGGCGUUUUAAUGAACUUGCAUUAUUUUGGUGAUGCCAAUGAUCAACACACUUUUUGGUUAGAAGUAAAUUCACCACGCAUUCAUUCUUUAAACUGGGGAAGCGAAAAUAAUAAAAAACUGAUACCUCCUUAUCCUGAAAGAUUUUCACGUUACAAACCAGAAAUUAUUAAAGGAAAAGUUCAAGAUUGUGAGCAUGUUGUAUCAAAUGCUGUGUUACAAAUGGGAGGUGCACCAAUUCAUAAUAUAUUCAAGUGUGACAUGUUUGUAGAAGUUCAAGAUAGAGAAUACCCUUAUCGUGUUUGGAUUUCAAAAGUGAUUAAAAAUGUGGGAGGAAGGUUAUUUUUACAAAUGCAAGGAAUAAAUAGCCCUGAAGAGAAACCAUUUUGGUUAUUUUAUUUAAAUGAACGUGUUUUUCCAUUAGGAUGGGCAGAACAAAAAGGACUUCCAUGGAGAGUAAUGAAUUUAGAUGCUAGCUUAGAAAAUUCUAUCGAUUCUAGUGUACUACUGAAUGUGUUAAAGCCAAAGACACCAAAACAACACAGUUAUAAAGUUGGAGAAAUGUUGGAAGUAAUAAAUCCUUAUUCAAUGAUGGUAUUUUAUGUUGGUACAAUUGUUAAGAUCUAUGAUAAUCGUUAUUUUAAAGUUGAAGUGGAUAAUGAAAUUGAUGAAGAUAAACGUAUCAGUUUUGUGGCUACUAAAGAAAAUCCUUAUUUAUUUCAAGCUGGUUUGAAACAUUUAUUUCUGUAUAGUUAGCUUUUACAUAGUUAUAAAAAUAUGAUUGAUUUUAGGUUGGGCAAGCAGACACAAAUUUUUGCUUAAACCUCCGACUGAUUGGGAUAAACCACACACAUUUUCUUGGUCGAAAUAUUUGAUGAGAAAAGAUGCAAAAUUUGCUUCUGUUGAUAAUUUGUGUAGAAAAAAGUGUAAUAAUGUUCA